AAGCAGCUAUAUGAGCUUUUGGGACUGCAAAAACCAACAUGAACUCUCGUCCGCCAUCUGCACCUAGUUACAGAUUUACAUCAUCCAACGCAAGGGAAGAAUACACCGCUAGGCCUUGCAUAUCGAGCUCACCACCACCUUCUGCAGAUGGGGACAAUGAGAAAUAUGCAGCCCCGGCCGCUGAACCGCUAUCUUGCAUCUCAUCCAACAACAAGGUGCCCUCUAGUGAUACAUCUGAAGACGCGUUGCUACCACCAGCCUCUCAACGCAUUCAGGUGGCCGUCCGAGUGAGACCUAUGCCCACAUAUAGACCAUCCCACCCAUCUCGGCAAGCAAGCAGAUGUCGAACUCCUCUUCUACCACCAACUCCUCUACCAUUCCGUCGGCCAUCUAUUCCAGACACUCUCCCACGUACACCAUCCAUUCGCUCCCUCUCUGUUUCUUCAGCUCAGACGAAUAUAUUGAAACCUUUACGCGGCGUCCCACCCUUACCAGCUGGAGAAAAUUGCAUAACAAUAAGCCCAUCAGCCCCAGAUUCAAUCUGUAUAUCGGAUCCUACAGGACGCCGGGGUCAGAAGGAGUUUGCAUUCGAUGCAGUGUUUGCAGAAGACGAUUCUACUGCUCAAGUUUAUGAUCAGAUGGUCAAGGGAGUGGUUCGCAAAUGCUUGAAAGGAUACAAUGGUUGCGUCUUCGCCUAUGGCCAAACUGCAUCUGGGAAAACCUUCACCAUGGAAGGAUACAAGCCGACGUCUUUUGAUGCACCGCCAACGGACCCAGCAGACCGCGGCAUUAUUCUGCGCGUAGCUGCUGACCUGGUAGACCAUAUCCAGCGCGUCACGGCAUCCGAAGCUAGGGGAGAGUCAGAGCAUGUCACACUGUUCAGUGUCAAAGCUAGCUAUGUAGAGAUCUACCAAGAGACGCUUACGGAUUUGCUAUGUGAUAAAGAGGCGCAAGCCGACCUACGCAUUCGGAUGGACCCCGAUUCACUGUCCGGCAAGGAGUUGUACAUUCAAGGAUUGACACAACGAGAAGUCGUUGAUUUGGAGGAUUAUGUACGAGUUGUGCAAGCAGGCGCCAGGCGGAGGACGAUCGGCGAAACCAACAUGAACGAUGUAUCCUCUCGUUCCCACGCCGUUCUCACGUUCACUAUUGAACAGAUACAAAGGCGGCGAGGAGUAUCAGAAGCAGACGAACUCGGUACGCGAAAGAGGAGUAAGAUCCAUCUGGUUGAUCUGGCAGGAUCCGAACGAGUGACCAGCACGGGCGCAACAGGAACCCGACUUAAAGAAGGUGGCAGUAUCAACCAAUCCCUUCUCGCCCUUGGGAAUGUUAUCAGCGCCCUGUCCUCCCAGACGCGGACGCCCACACAGCACGUUUCUUACCGUGACAGCAAGCUCACGUAUCUCCUCUCCGAUAGUCUGGGCGGGAAUGCAUUGACGGUCAUGAUUGCCUGUGCCACACCUGCUGGCAGUUGCUAUGAAGAGACCAUGGGAACAUUGCGGUUCGCUGAGCGAGCCAAAAAAGUCGCAUUGAGGGCGAGGGUUAAUAUUGAUCUGCAAUCUCGACGGAUCCUAUCCCUAGAAUCUGAAAUAGCCCAUCUCCGUCAAUUACUUGCAUCAUCAUCAAGAAUGCUGCCACAAACCCAAGACGCAUCGACUCUGACUCUAGUAUCCGACGUGACCCAACGAGUAUCCAAAUGGAAAGCCUUUAGAGCUUCCGUCAGCAAACGCUGGAAAAAGCUGGCUUGGAGAGCUAAAAGAGGUCUGACAAAAAGAGGACAGAUCGGUGUUGAAGAUAUUACGUCCGUCGCAUGACCGCUUAUGGAAUUGUAGCUCUCAUACUUUUAUACAACAUUCUGU
Molecule: messenger RNA, 1859 nt
Organism: Spizellomyces punctatus DAOM BR117
Lineage: Eukaryota; Fungi; Chytridiomycota; Chytridiomycetes; Spizellomycetales; Spizellomycetaceae
Exons: 5
Coding region: 39-1814 (591 amino acids)
Biological process (GO): microtubule-based movement; mitotic spindle organization
Molecular function (GO): ATP binding; microtubule motor activity; microtubule binding
Source: RefSeq, a predicted model, not a curated record